GAGAAACCGGAAAUGUAGCGAUUAUUCAUCCAAAGAUAUAUCAUGUGGAGUUUAAAUAGCACAGUGUAUGUUUUAUUGAGGACAUGGCUUGUUUGUGUUUCGCUUUUCGUCAGCCUCGGACUGGCUGGGAAAAUGAAGAUUGUGGAGGAGCCAAACACGUUCGGGCUGAACAACCCGUUCAUGGCGCAGGGAAACAGGCUGCAGCCCAAAGUCUCUCCAGCGCCUGUGUCUGGCCCGGCGCAUCUUUAUCGUCUUGCAGGAAAGUGCUUCAGUCUCAUAGAAUCGAUGUAUAAAUACGAGUUCUGUCCCUUCCACAACGUGACUCAGCACGAGCAGUCGUUCAGGUGGAACGCCUACAGCGGCAUACUGGGGAUCUGGCAGGAGUGGGAAAUGACCAACAAUACUUUUACAGGCAUGUGGAUGAGAGACGGCGACACAUGUGGAACCAGAAACAGAGAAACAAAGGUGGUUCUGGUUUGCAGCAACAGCAGCAAACUGGUCCAGGUGUCGGAGCCCAGCACCUGCAUUUACUCGUUGACCUUUGAGACGCCGCUCGUCUGCCAUCCACACUCGCUGCUGGUGUACCCCACCCUGAAUGAGAAGCUGCAGAAGGAAUGGGACGAGGUGGAGCAGGCUCGCUACGACGGCCUCAUUACUGAGCAGGGCUACAACAACCUUCUGAGAGACGUUUUUGAGGAUGCUGGACUCCUGAAGAGCAACAAAGUGACAGAGAUUGUUCCAGAGGCUGAAACACGUUCAGAAAAACACAACUCCUUACAGAAAUGCGAAGAAGAUUAUCAGAAGCAGAGUGAAGAGCUGGCCAGGCUGCGGGCUCUGCUCACCCUGAACAAUAUUCCCUUUGACUCGGAGCCAAAUGAGGAGGAGAAAGGGGCAACGACAGCACCGGCUAACGAUCAACACCUGAGAGGAGACACGGGCCUCGUAGACCAGCCUGAAGAUCUACGUCACCAACAGGAAGUUCUGCGUCACUAACAGGAAGUUCAGGGUUUCUGGUUUGUUUUCUGAAGUUCCGGUCAGUUUCAGCCUCUGAGGUCCACAGAAAACAGCCUCAUGUUUGGAGGACUUGGAUGCAGUUUGGACUUUAACUUGUGAAUUUAUGUUAUGUGCAACAUUGUUGGAAUUAAAACAAGACAAAAAAAAAUGCAAUAUGUCCUUUUUAUAAUUACAAGAAUAAAGUCAUAAUAUUAUGAGGGUAAAAAUUGAACAACAAAGUGACUUUAGUUUUUCAACUUUUGUGUUAUUCUAACUUUAUUGUAUUUUUAUGACUUAAGUUGCUCCUUAUGACUUUUCUCAUGUUACUCCAACUUUGUUCUUGUAUUAAUACAAUUAUUUAGAUAAUGUCUGUAUUAAAGGGAUAUGUUCCCUUUAAUACUUAGCUUAAUCUGCCAACCGCACUUGAACAAUCUGAAAGCAGAAAUUUUUGGCACAUUUGUGGCACAUUUUCACAUUUCUUCAGUUUCAGCGCAAAUGAUCUUUAAAUCCUUAACUUGGCCUUUGAUUCUUGGUGGGCUUGAUGCAGAAGUUGAAUUCAGUAGGAGCUUCAUAUCGUUUGGAGCCGUCACGUUUUAAACGUUCUUUAGAUUAGCGAAUUCCUUUUAGAAGCCAAUGACCUGUUCACUUGGUGGAUAUGUAAGACCAGAGUGUCGGAGGGUGAAGAACAUCUUCUUCCGAGACGUCUUAAAGUCCUCUAAGUAGAAAAGUCCCUUGAUCUGAGGAGAUUCCCAUUCGAGGAAACGCUUGUAAUCAAACGCAUUUAAUUGAGUAACAGUUUUGAUGUCGUCUUCCUCACUAUCAUGCAACAUUCAAUAACCUCAAUAAAUGCCAUAAUUCUUGGAGUUCAGAAGGCAAUCUUGAAACGUCAUAAGAAGCAGCAAUUUGAAAGGAUUUUUUCUGUGUUUUACACCAUUUUAAGUCAUAAAAAGGUGUCUUUUUUGUGCGGCUUUUUAACCUGAAGCUUGGUAAAAGUGGUGAUAUGUGGCACUUCUAGCUUUCCAUACAACUCUGCCUAAUACCACGUUAAACUAAACACUACAAAACAAACAGCUUCAAGUAUCAGGAGUGGUAUUAAUGUACACUUGAGUAUAUAAUGUACAUCCCUGAUCCUGUGUGAAUAAAUUUACUUUUGAUUUUUCAUAAAGGAACAAAGCAGUGAAAUGAUUUACUCUAAAGUCAGUUCAUAGCAAAAAAGAAAAUGAUUUAUUAUAAGAAACAUCAAAUAAAUAUGCCGCUUAUAGCUGUGCUAAGUAUGUAAAUCUGUUUUCAAAACAGAUAAAUCAUUCAGUAAAUUAGAAUAUGUAUAAAAGUAGUUAUUUGUGGCACUUCUGGAUUUCCAUACCCCACUGCCUAAUAACAUGCUGCACUAAAAACUAUUAUGAUAAAAAAAAAACAUUUUCAACAAAUUUACACUUGAUUUUUUUUUUUUAAAGAAUCAAAAUAAAGCAGUGAGUUUGUUCACUCUUCUUCAUGGGAGAAACAAUGUUUAAGAAAAUUUGUAAAAAAAAAAAUUACAAUAAAGUGGCUUUCUUUUCUGUUA
Molecule: messenger RNA, 2554 nt
Organism: Poeciliopsis prolifica (blackstripe livebearer)
Lineage: Eukaryota; Metazoa; Chordata; Actinopteri; Cyprinodontiformes; Poeciliidae
Gene: gnptg
Product: N-acetylglucosamine-1-phosphate transferase subunit gamma
Exons: 11
Coding region: 43-993 (316 amino acids)
Cellular component (GO): Golgi apparatus
Source: RefSeq, a predicted model, not a curated record